Neogale vison (American mink) is the source of this 492-nucleotide messenger RNA. RefSeq names its product putative HTLV-1-related endogenous sequence. The coding region runs from base 1 to 492 and encodes 163 amino acids. The record is from RefSeq and is a predicted model, not a curated record. The transcript has a single exon. Lineage: Eukaryota; Metazoa; Chordata; Mammalia; Carnivora; Mustelidae.
AUGGGGGCUCGGUCCUCUGCUCGUCCGCAGCCGACUCGCGGGGCUCGGGGCGCCACGCGGAGGUGCGGCUACACCUCGAGGAUGAGGCGACCGCGGAGCCCAGAGGCUCGGCGUCCACCAGCCGGGGCUCCCUACUCACGCUGCACUGCGAGGAGGCGGCGGCGGAGGAGGCGGCGCCCAGCCCGGCCCCCGCCCAGAGCCCGGCAGCCGCCGAGUGGCCGCCCGCGUCCCCGCAGGACCCGCCUCCUCGGCUCCGCAGAGCCGCACACAGGGCGCGCCGCGCUCAGCACGGGCAGCUCCGCCAGCCUCACGCCGCCGUCCGCAACAGCACGGCGGGCGGGGUGCAGCCCCUUUCGUGAGCACCGCAGCCCGGUCCACUCCGGGCGGGGCCGCGGCCACCCGAGGGCGGACGGCCGAGCACGAGGGAGAUGCGCAAAGCUUCUGGGCAGGGGGCCCGUUUGCACCGGGUGGCCAGCAAGAUUGCCCGGGUAG